ACGUACACUCGAGUUUAACAGCUGAUAUUUAUUCUAAUUUUAGGUCAUUUCAAAGUAAUUUCCGACAUAUUUAGUGGACGUGUUAGGUAGCAAAGAUAGUUAGAAACUUAGAAUACUUCUUUUAUCUCUGAUUCCUCUUUCAACUCUCUCAACGUCACAACACACGAAACACCAGUUUCGAAAAAGAUGGAAAGCAAACUUCACAUCGUAAUGUUUCCAUGGUUUGCGUAUGGUCAUAUAAACCCAUUCAUCCAGCUCUCUAACAAGCUAUCCUCCCAUGGCAUCCAAAUCUCCUCCUUUUCGAUACCCGGAAACAUCGACCGUAUCGAAUCCUCCCUUAAUACCAAUCCUCUCAACCAAGUCAUCCCCCUCACUAUCCCAACUGAAGGACUUUCCUCCGACUUUGACAGCAGCUCUGACAUAACACCAGAAACUGCUGAACUCCUCAAAGUAGCACUUGAUCAAAUGCAACCCCAAGUCAGAACCCUCUUAUCUCAACUCCAACCCCACAUUAUCCUCUUUGAUUUUGCACAUUACUGGCUUCCCUCAAUUGCCUAUGAACUAGGCAUCAAGGCUGUCAAUUACAGCGUAUUCUCGGCCGUUGCGAAUUCAUAUCUAACUGUCCCAGCAAGAAUCAGUGAUCCAAACAAACAACCCGCUGUUGAUGACUUAAAGCACCCUCUUCCAGGGUUCCCUAAAACCCCAAUCACAUCAGUGAAAACCUUCCAAGCUCGAGACUUCCUAUACCUUUUCAAGAGUUUCAAUGGCUUACCUUCCGGUUUCAAUAGAAUAUUGAGCUUUAUAAAAUCAUGUGAUGCUAUAAUCUAUAAAACCUGCACUGAAAUAGAAGGUCCGUACAUCGAUUUCUUGAAAACCCAGAUAGGAAAACCAAUGCUUUUAGCAGGAUCAGCUGUUCCUCCACCACCUUCUGGUAAACUAGAAGAAAAAUGGGAAACAUGGUUGGGUAAAUACCCUGAGCAAUCAGUCAUAUUUUGUAAUUUCGGAAGCGAAACAUACUUGAAUAAUGAGCAGAUUCAGGAGCUUGCACUUGGGUUGGAGCUCACUGGUCUACCCUUUUUCCUGGUUCUGAAUUUCGGAACCGGUAGCGUUGACGCUCAGAAUAAGCUAGAAGCAUCACUACCAGAAGGAUUUAGAGAAAGAAUCAAAGACAGGGGAGUAGUGCAUACAGGGUGGGUGCAACAGCAGCACAUUUUAGCACACAAAAGUGUAGGAUGCUAUCUUAAUCACUCAGGGUUUAGCUCUGUAAUAGAGGGUAUUGUGAAUGAUUGUCAGCUAGCAUUUGUGCCUCAAAAGGGUGAUCAAUUCCUAAAUUCUAAGAUGUUUAGUGGGGAUCUUAAAGUUGGGGUGGAGGUAAAUAGAAGAGAUGAAGAUGGGUUUUUCGGAAAAGAGGACAUCUUGGAAGCAAUUAAGACAGUCAUGGUGGAUACUGAUAAAGAACCAAGCAAAUCCAUCAGAAAGAAUCACAGAAAUUGGAAAAAGUUUUUCUUAGACAAGGACAUUGAAACUAAAUAUAGCAAUUUAGUCAAGGAGUUAGAAGCAUUGGCUCGAAAAGCUUGAUCAUGGCUUCUGAAGGUCAAUAAGUUAGAGUUCUGGGAAAUAAUAAAACAUUCUGCAUUUAGAUUCAUGUUUUUAUUAUGAGAUGAUAUAUUCUUGCCAUUUUUUCUUCUCUUAUAAGCAUUAUUGUAUUUUUGUUAUGUACAAUAUAUUGGUUGUUGUUUCAUUA
Messenger RNA from Chenopodium quinoa (quinoa), 1744 nucleotides. RefSeq names its product anthocyanidin 3-O-glucosyltransferase-like. Gene Ontology annotation, molecular function: UDP-glycosyltransferase activity. NCBI's taxonomy places the organism in Eukaryota, Viridiplantae, Streptophyta, Magnoliopsida, Caryophyllales, Amaranthaceae. The record is from RefSeq and is a predicted model, not a curated record.